Vigna angularis (adzuki bean) is the source of this 1185-nucleotide messenger RNA. RefSeq names its product transcription factor MYB119-like. Gene Ontology annotation, cellular component: nucleus. NCBI's taxonomy places the organism in Eukaryota, Viridiplantae, Streptophyta, Magnoliopsida, Fabales, Fabaceae. Gene Ontology annotation, biological process: regulation of DNA-templated transcription. The coding region runs from base 1 to 1185 and encodes 394 amino acids. The transcript has 3 exons. Gene Ontology annotation, molecular function: RNA polymerase II cis-regulatory region sequence-specific DNA binding; DNA-binding transcription factor activity, RNA polymerase II-specific. The record is from RefSeq and is a predicted model, not a curated record.
AUGAAAGACAUAGGAGGAGGUGGUGCCAUUAUUCCAGUUAAUGGAUCUAACCCUUCAAAGUCUUCUGUUGGUCCUCCUUUGACAGCCAUAGAGAGGUUUUUGUGGGGACAACAGAGCCAUUCCUCUCAGCAACAGCCACAGAAUGUUGCAAACAAUAUCCAUGCAAGUGUUUUGGAUGGUUUUGGUGGCUCAAACUACAACAUUUUUUGGCAUAAUGGUGGUAGGGAAGUGAACUUUGUUGAAAAGCUUUUAGCAAAUGAAGUGGAAGGUCUGAAUUGGACACAACAAGUACCUCCACUGUGUUUGAAAGAAGAUUUGCUUGUGUCGGGAAAGAACAGAAAAGGGGUGGGACGAAAACCUAAGGAAGGGUCUUCUGUACCUUGGAUCAAAGGCCAGUGGACUGAAGAAGAAGACAGGAAACUGGUAAAGUUGGUGAAGCAACAUGGUACAGGGAAAUGGUCUCAGAUAGCAGAAAAGUUGGAUGGAAGGGCUGGGAAGCAGUGUAGAGAGAGAUGGCAUAAUCAUCUGCGUCCUGAUAUUAAGAAAGAUGCUUGGAGUGAAGAAGAAGAAAAAAUCUUAGUAAAAUAUCAUGCCGAGUUUGGAAAUCGAUGGGCAGAAAUUGCUAAACAGAUAAAAGGAAGAACCGAAAAUGCAAUAAAAAACCAUUGGAAUGCCACAAAGAGGAGACAAAACUCAAGAAGAAAGAACAAAAGAGCAGGAAUGGGAAAUGGAAAGCCAUUGUCCUCUAUUCUGCAAGACUACAUCAAAAGUCUGUCUCUAAGCAACACUUCAAAUACCUCUGUGGAACAAACAUUAGCAUCACAACAGUUAUCUGAUAUUGCCACCAACAGCAAUUUCUCACUAAUGUCUGAGACCUAUGAUGAUGAGAUUUCCUUCAUGCAACAAUUUUUCGAUGAAAACAAUGUCAUUGCUGAAUCUGUUAAGCAGACCAAAACUUUGAACAACUCUUCUGCAGGCUUUAAUGGUUAUCAUCAUCAAAGCAGUAACAAUAGUCAGUUUCUCACUGAACUCACUCAAUCAGGAUCUGUUGUUCAUUCAAACUCACAAAUGUCCUUUGAUGAGAGUCUUUUCCUCUCUAAAAGGACUCCUAUAGGUUUUGAUGUCUGUCUCUCUCAUGGAACUGCGAAGCAAAAUUGGUUAUGGGAAAGAGGGAUAGGGAUAUAG